Acaulospora morrowiae is the source of this 1164-nucleotide messenger RNA. The record is from the annotation of a GenBank genome assembly. Lineage: Eukaryota; Fungi; Glomeromycota; Glomeromycetes; Diversisporales; Acaulosporaceae.
CAAUGGACCAAGGGAAAUAUCACUCUAGAGGUUUACCCCAGUCUACCAAUAAAAUUAACUUCGGUAGCCAUGAAAACACUAUCCGUUGAAUCGCUGCAGGUCUUUACGUCGGCAAAGAACAGAUUACAAAGUUUUAUCGUACAGGAACGAUAUGUUUCGCCAAACGUCAACUUCGCCAUCCCCUCCGAAACCAAAAAGCUCAGUUGUUUGGUUGUUGACGUUACGACCGAUCAGGAUUUUGAUUUAGAAAUUGACGAAUCGUACACUUUGGAAAUUUCGGAUGAUUCCUUGAUCGCCAAAGUCUCAGCAAAAACGAUUUAUGGUGCUUUGCACGGCCUGACCACAUUCUCACAGUUGAUAUAUUAUGACAACGAUUAUUUAAAACAUGAGAAGCAUCGACAAGCCUACCUACCAUUUGCUCCACACAAGAUUGUCGACGCGCCAGUCUUCAAAUAUCGAGGUUUGUUGUUGGAUACCGCAAGAAAUUAUUACCCAGUGCAGGACAUUCUAAGAACUUUGGAUGUCAUGUCCUGGAACAAAUUGAAUGUAUUUCAUUGGCACAUUGUGGACGCCACCAGUUGGCCGGUAGUCAGUAAGGCGUACCCAAAGUUGAGUGAGAAAGGUGCAUACGAUCCGAAGACCAUGAUUUACACUAAACAAGAUAUUUCGAUUAUCGAUGAAUACGCAAAAUUGAGGGGAAUUUUGGUUGUUCCGGAAUUCGAUAUGCCAGGACACACCCAGUCUAUUGCUCACGGUUAUCCCGAAAUAAUGUCAUGCGUAAACGAACAACCCCGUUGGGAUUUGUUCUCUGCCGAACCGCCAAGCGGCCAGUUGAACCCUGCCAUCCCUGAAACAUAUUCUUUCCUUGAGGGUCUAAUACCCGAAAUGGCAUCCUACUUCUCCAGUAAAUAUUAUCACGCUGGAGGUGAUGAGGUGAACGUCAAUUGUUGGAGCCAAGAUCCAUCUGUCAAAUAUUAUUUGGGAAAUAAUUCGGGCAGUACAUUGGAUACCUUGCUCGGAAAAUUCAUUUCUAAAACUCACGAAUUGGUCAGAAAAUCCAAUAAGAUACCGAUAGCAUGGCAGGAGAUGAUUGUUGAUCAUAACUUAACGUUAGGAAGUGAUACGUUAAUACAAGUGUGGAAUGAUGACAAAAAUUUAAAGAAA